GACGACUCGGACUUGGAUUUAGUGGCACUUUGUAAGGAUGUCAGCUGUCAGAGCACCCGCCGUACGAUUAGCCACCCGUCCAAUAACGGGAAAUACAUCAUUUGCAAUGAUAGCCAAUCGGGUAAUACUAUCCAAAAGUGUGGACCAGGAUUACUGUUUGAUGAGAAGGUGCUGUCCUGUAAUUAUGCCGGUCUUGUAGACAGUAGGGGACCAUCAGGAAAGAACCUUGAUCUCUUUGUGCCUAAAAUUAUUAUCCGCUGGACUUCGACCCCUCAAAGAUCCCACGGCUACGGCCGCCGAAUACCCGACAAUAUGCGGGGCAACACAUGCGGCGACUAUAUAGCGAAGGGCAAGAAGUUUAAAGCCCGGAAGGGGGAGACAUAUUUCGGCUUAAAGGUGUUCCGCUUCUACAUGCGGUGCCCCCGCUGUAUGGCUGACAUCACACUCAAGACUGAUCUCAAGAAUAUGGACAAAGUGGUGGAGCAUGGAGUGACACCUAUUUUCAAAGCCUUACAACUGGGGGAACGGGAGGUGGAGGGCAGACAGGAGGAGAAGGAAGAGCACCUGAAUCCUAUGAAAAAUUCACGAAACAGUCGCACCGGGAAAGGUGUGGUGGGAUCGACGGGUGUCGGCAUACCAGUGCCGCAUGAUUCGGUCAAUAAGCUAAUGGAUAAGGAGUUGGAGGUCGAGGAGAGGGAGCUGUUGGCCCGGAUUAGAGCCGGUGAGGGGUCGGGCGAUGACAGCAGCGAUAAUGAGGUGCGGCUCAAGUUUGCGGUGACUUUCGGUACGAUCGAUGGGUUGAGUAAUAAUAAGAGUGACAAUUGUUUGAGUAAUCAAUUGGUGGCCAAAGAGUCGCUGAAACGAAAGAUCGAUAACUUCGUUGUGGUUAAGAAAAAGUGGUCAAAAUCUAUGAGUGGCAGAGGUUUCCCAUUGUGUCGACAAAAAGGCAUUCAAUUCACUGGUGUUUUAGUGCAGAGUUUGGGGCGUUUUCUCACAGCAGUGGACGUCAUAUGUGUUACACACGAGAGUCGCAUCGUUAAGUUAUGUGCAGUUAUGGUAGAAAUCGGCAAAUCAUUCAUCAAAGCCAAGAGGUAUUCCUAAAC
Messenger RNA from Oppiella nova, 1103 nucleotides. The record is from the annotation of a GenBank genome assembly. Lineage: Eukaryota; Metazoa; Arthropoda; Arachnida; Sarcoptiformes; Oppiidae.